AUGUUGCCCUGGAAGGCGCUCCUGUCCCGUGGAGAUGCGGGGAGUAGCCCUGUUUCUUCACCCUUUCCUCCUGCAGCACCGGCGGCGGCGGCGGCGGCGGCUCUGGAGGACAACCACGAUGAGCUCGUGGCAAUAUGCGACCGGAGGACGCUCUACCUCGUGAACAUCUUCCUCGGCAGCUCCGCCAAUUUCCUCAAUUCCUUCGCCGCUGUCUGCGAGGAUAAGCUCGCCGACGUUCACAGGUGAUGAAGUUUCCUUAUUCCAUCUUUUUUGUGUGACGCCGUCCGUGAUUUUUCCCCUAUGUAUCACGAUUUUAGGAGAAUUUUGAGGGUGGAUUCGACGCUGCGGAUUCUAGAGGCUAAGCUGUGCAGCGCAUCGAAGAAUAGCGGACAUGCGGGAAGAAAGGAAGACGGGAAAUCAGAAUUGGAGUGCCACCGUCGUCCCUCUUCCUUGGCUCCCAAAACAGCACCUUCGUCUCCACCUCUUCAUCUUACCGAUCUGCAAGAUGCGAGUUCCAGCGAUCUACAAAUCCAGGAGACCUCAAUUUCUACAACAGGGCGACGCUAA
Spirodela intermedia is the source of this 567-nucleotide messenger RNA. NCBI's taxonomy places the organism in Eukaryota, Viridiplantae, Streptophyta, Magnoliopsida, Alismatales, Araceae. The record is from the annotation of a GenBank genome assembly.